GCGGUGGCUCCAUGCCCUUUCCUUCUAUUUGUUUUCUUUCUUGCUUCCUUGCAUCUGGGUUCCUUUUUUGGAUUUGCUCUCCUUGGGGUUGGGUUAUGCAUCUAGGGGUCUCCUCUCUAGAUGGUGGGUUCAUCAACAUGCAUGGUGAAUCGAUUCAUCGAUUUCCCCUCCGUUCUCCCUGUUGGUAGUUAUCAGCCUCUGGGUAGGUGUCGGUGGAAGGAAGGUGGUGUCUGGCCCUUCUGGUUGCAGUAAUAGAUCUUGAAUUUUGGGGUUUGGUUCCUCUUCUCCCUUAACCAAGUUAUUGGUGCCUCGUCUCCCUCUGCCUUUUCAGCUCAGAGCAUUUUGAUCCUCUUCCCUUUCCACCGCCAUGUAAUCCCUCACAAGAGAUUCACUGUGUUGAGCGUCUCCAAGCGACUCCCAGGAGGCGGC
This is a messenger RNA of Linum tenue, 429 nucleotides long. Lineage: Eukaryota; Viridiplantae; Streptophyta; Magnoliopsida; Malpighiales; Linaceae. The record is from the annotation of a GenBank genome assembly.